Carica papaya (papaya) is the source of this 973-nucleotide messenger RNA. Lineage: Eukaryota; Viridiplantae; Streptophyta; Magnoliopsida; Brassicales; Caricaceae. The record is from RefSeq and is a predicted model, not a curated record.
UCUCUCAGUACUGUUCUUCUUCUUACCCCUGCUGUAUCUACUUCAUUUCCUUCACUGCAAAUUCUGAUAAAACUCUUAGUCUACUCUCUUCUUUUUUAUCUUCCCCAUCCCUCUGUCUAUCCGUUAAUAUUUCUCGUUUUUUUCUCCUUUCUUUUUCUCUCUGCGGCAACUCCUUUUCUUUAAGGUAUGGAAAUUGACCCCUUAAAGUCUGCAGCAGAAGGUCAGAUGGAGAUGAUGAUGAUGACGAUGAUGCAGAUGGACAAGGUCUCCGAUUUCCUUGGGGCCUACAACGACCUCGCUCAUGAGUUACCCACCACCGACCUCCCAGGUGCAACUCCAACUAAUAACAGUAUCAAUAACAUGCUACAUUUUGCUGAUAAUCCUGAUCAUCCUGCUUCACCCACCAACUCCUUCCUAAACAUACCACACAGCGGGAUCCCAGUUGCAGGCGGUAGCCCAGUUCAAGACCCAUCUGCGCCUGCUUUCUUGAGCACCGGUAGGUGGAGAGAGACUGCCGGGGAUUUAUCCGGUGAGGAGAAUAAGCGGAAUUCAAUGGCGGCUAUGAGGGAGAUGAUAUUCCGGAUUGCAGCCAUGCAACCGAUUCAUAUAGACCCAGAGUCAGUGAAGCCACCAAAGAGGAGGAAUGUGAAGAUAUCAAAGGACCCUCAAAGUGUUGCAGCGAGGCACAGGCGGGAGAGGAUAAGCGAGAGGAUUAGGAUACUUCAAAGACUGGUGCCAGGAGGAACUAAAAUGGACACAGCUUCCAUGUUAGAUGAAGCAAUUCACUAUGUCAAGUUCUUGAAGACACAAGUGCAGUCGCUUGAGAGAGCUGCGGCUAAUAAUAGGUCUCCCCCUGGGAUUGGCUUUCCAGUUCCAAUCUCCAAUGCUGCUACCUAUGCUCCACUACAGCUGCGAAAACUCUGCCAACCUUCUCAACACUAUGGAGAUGCUUGAUUGAUUAGCUCAAAACCAU